Populus trichocarpa (black cottonwood) is the source of this 1239-nucleotide messenger RNA. RefSeq lists its product as uncharacterized. Lineage: Eukaryota; Viridiplantae; Streptophyta; Magnoliopsida; Malpighiales; Salicaceae. The record is from RefSeq and is a predicted model, not a curated record. The transcript is spliced from 5 exons. The coding region runs from base 130 to 780 and encodes 216 amino acids.
UAGUAAUAGAAAAACAGGAAAGAAACUUUUCGCUCAUUUCAAAGCAAACAAAAAGCUUUAUUUAAUAAAGUUUGAGACCCAAGAGAGAAUUUCUGACGCAGGACUGGUGGGUUGUUUUGCAGUAGAAAAAUGGAUUCUGGUUCAAAUGGAGAGGAGCCCACUUCAUGGGAAGAGCUUUACAAUAUCAAUUUCAUACCGUCGGAGUUGUUUCUCAAGUUCAGAAAGGAAAUUGAGGGGAUUCGAGUUGGUGUUAAUUUAGAGUUCUAUAAUGCUCCAAUCAAUGAAUUCCAAGGCAAGAUUGUUCUGAAACCCUUAUCCCCGGAACGGAGGUGGAAAUUCACAUAUGAGGCAAUACAUCAGGAUGUACGCAUUCUUUCAAAGAAGAUUCCUGUUACCAAGUUUCUAAAUCUCCAGGUUGGCAUAGGCCAUAAUUUUCAGUUGCAUUCUACUGGUUGGAAUUGGAAGCUUACAACCUGUUUAGGUGGAGAUGGCAUAUCUAGGAUUCAGAAUAAGACAUCAUUCGGGUUGUUCCCUGGCAUGGAUUUGCGGUUUGGAUGGAGAGCAGAUUAUGUUAUUCCAGAAAUUACCGGGGCUUUGGGUACUGGUGAGCCAUUGUUCAACAUGAACUCUGGACGACUGCAAGCAUCAUUAGAUAGAGUUGAGGCCAUUCUAACCCAUCCAUCACGACCGGUACUAGAUGAAAAGAACUUCAUAUUGAACCGAACGUGGCAGGAAAAGGAUGCUCAGCAUGCAUGGGAUUUGAAAGACCCUGACCAGUGAAAGAUUUGCUAUCGAAGUCCAUAUGGUGGUCCAAUCAAUGUUGGGAUCAUUUGGCUGCUAAUUGGGACGCAGGAGGAAAAUAGUAAAGCAAAUAUUGCAGUAUUCCUGGGAAUUUAAGAAGAUUACUGUCACGGAUCUUUUUCUUAUUGAACUAUGAAUGGAUGUACAGAUGCAGCUGGGCUUUGCUUCGAUGAGGGGUUUUUUUUUUUUUUUUUAAUGAACAAGUUGAGGGUCUUGCCACCCUUUCUUCCAUGUAUCUGCAAUCAAAAUGGUGUGGGUUCUUGCUACGGAGGCCAUCGUGUAUAGUUUUGCCAGAUUUUGAAUAACACCUGCACGUUUUCUUGGUAAGAAAGAAGGUCAAGCCAGAUAAGUUGUACCGAUGAGAUGCACUGAUGAAUUUGUAGCACAAAGGAGAGACGAAUGUAGAAAGAUUUGCAACGAGAUGAUGAUUAAACCGGA